Messenger RNA from Syngnathus acus (greater pipefish), 765 nucleotides. RefSeq names its product ADP-ribosylation factor-like protein 6-interacting protein 4. Bases 133 to 453 code for a protein of 106 amino acids. The transcript is spliced from 4 exons. NCBI's taxonomy places the organism in Eukaryota, Metazoa, Chordata, Actinopteri, Syngnathiformes, Syngnathidae. The record is from RefSeq and is a predicted model, not a curated record.
UUGCGCACCAGGAAGCUCCUGCCGGAGGUGCGGCCUGGUUGAGUCACGUGGUUUCAGGUGCGGCUAGUUUAUUGACGCUCGGUGCUUCCGGUCUGCUGUCAUAGUUGUCACUUGGAUUUGCACGGAGUCACGAUGAGUUUCAAUCUUAAUGAUGCGAUGGGCGGUGGUGAGGAGCAAAUAACAAAACAAGAGGCUAACAAGGACGAGUUUAGCUGGCCUUGGAGUAAGAAGGAUGAUAAGGGUGACAGCAAGGCCAAAUCCGGUGACAAGAAGAAGUCAUCGGAUGGAAAGAGCAAAAGUAAAGAUGAAAAGAGUGGUGGCCAUAAGGAUGGAAAGAAAACGGGAUCAAAGGAUGGAAAGAAAAAGGAACAUAAGGAAGGGCACGGGUCCAACACAUCCUCCUCCUCUUCCUCAAGCAGCAGUAGUAGUAGCAGCAGCAGCGACGAGGGCUGAUGCUUCCUAAGGGGCAGAUUUGGCUUGCUGGCAGUGUGUGUAUGUGUAAAUGCAUUUCAACUUUAUUCCAUUGCCAGCAACGUGCUGGUCUGCUGUAAACCAAUCUUGGAGCUCAGGGUAGUCAGUCAAUGGUCUGACAAGUCAUUAUAUCUGAAAGGACCGUGUUUUUACCACAAGGUGGCAUUGUUUCCUUUUCUUGGUGGUGGGGUGUCAAUCAAAAGUCUGAAAUUGUGGUAUUUUGUAGCCAAUCAGAUACUUGCAUGUAUGAAAUUAAAUAAUUAUCUAAAAUAAAACAAUAUACGUAUUUGUCCA